AUGAAGCCUCGAGCCCACGACAAGCGCGCUGCGGCUCCGCCUGCGGAGCUGCGGCCCCACCCUCAAGUCUUAGAGACAAAAAUGUAUGAUAACAGGCGGCAGCUGCAGGAGACGCAAACUGCUGCUGCUGCUCUUCAGUCUAAGUUAGAAGAAAUACGCGGAGACCCUGACACCGUCAGAGACACUGUACAGCGUGUUGAUUUGAUGUAUGCACAAAUCGAUACCCUCGUUCAAGCAUUCGCAGGUGUGUGCAGUUUCGUAGCUACACAGGAAGCAGACAAGGCGACGGUGCUGCACUGCGUGUUGGAGUAUCUGUACCCAUGUAGAGCCCUUGAUCCGCGUCUCGGCUCUCUAUAUGGUGCGCUGUACUACUAUCGACUGGGGGAGCGCCGAGCGCUGCCCCAGCAGCCGCCGCCUCCUCCUGAGCCGCACUUUAUGCCAGUGUAUGAAGUAUCAGGGCCUUGGCUUCAGCCUACUCCGUUUGCUGCUGCACCUGCUGCUGUUACGCAUGCUACGAAGUUUGAUGCUGCACUUGCUGCUUCUCUCGAAGCUGCCAAGACAGCUCAAACCCCACAAGCAGACACGCAGCAGCAGCAGCAGGGGAAAACUGCUACUACGCUGCUGCAAAAAAGACAGGGACAGGCCGUCGCUACAAAAGCCGGCCCAGGCGCAUCGUCAGCAGCAGCAGGAGGUGGAGCAGCAGCAGGAGGGGGAGCAGCAGCAGCAGCAGCACCUCGAGCUAAGGCUUCGCUGCCGCAGCAAGCAGCAGAUGCAUCUGCUGAUACAGAGCUGCGGGGCUUUUUUGUUUUGCUGGAGGAACUCCGCGCAUUCAAACGCCCGGCACUCUCUAAGGGUCCUGGGGUCAAACUCGUCGUUCGCUUUGAUAAUGAGAGUGCCGUAGAAGCAAAAAAGAAGUCAGAAAGAUGUAUUGUUAUUGACAAGUGCGAGGGGAAGACUGGGGAAGAAAGUGCUUCUGUUUAUUUUUUGUCUGAAUUAACGCCUUUACCCCCCAAAAAGGCAGGGCCGACGGGGCUUGGGACGGCCAGCAAAAUGAUGACAGACUCAGAAACCCUGAAAAAGGGGGCCCCAUGGCAAAUCAAAGACGCCAGAGGAACUGUCUUAGGUUCAAUAGUUGUCUCCAUUGCGCCUUUGCCUGUCAACGCGCUGCUGCCAGCUCAAGCUAAAAGCAGCGGAGCGAAAGUUGUGGGGGACGGUGGUAAGAAGAAAGAAGAGGCUUCCAAGACAGCAGCAACUGCAUCUGCGGGCCUGUCUAAGCCCAGCAGCGGCCCCAGCUCUAAGCCCGAGCUGCCUAAGCCCUCAGGAGCUGUCUCUAAGCCUGAGCUGCCUAAGCCCGCAGGAGCUGUCUCUAAACCCGAGCUGCCUAAGCCCUCAGUAGCUGUCUCUAAGCCUGAGCUGCCCAAGCCCUCAUUACCUGUAUCUAAACCUGAGCUUCCUAAGCCCUCACUACCUGUCUCUAAGCCUGGGCUGCCUGCAACUGCAAAGCCAGAGCUCCCUAAGCCUGCGGGAGCAGCAAAGGCUGGGGCACCUGCUGCUGCUCCUGCAGCUGCAGCAGCAGCAGCAAAACCCGAUCUCCCUAAACCUCCUCUAGGCGCCAAGCCAGGGGACCUGCCCAAGCCAGCAGCAGCAGCAACAGCAGCAGCACCAGCAAAGAAACCUGAGCUCCCUAAGCCGGGAGGCCCCCCAAGUAAAGGAGAUCUGCCGAAGGUGGGGGCAGGGGCCUCACCUCCGGGGGCCCCUAAGCCGGGGGUGGGGGCCCCCUUAGGGAAGCCUGGGCUUCCUCCUAAGCCCGGGGGUGGGCCCCCUGAGGGAAGCAGCAAGCCGGGGCUACCGGCAGCCAAACCCGCUACUCCUGCUGCUGCUGCUGCUGGGCCAGGUGAGAAGGCCCCCCUCUCUAAGCCAGGCCUCCCAGCAAAGGGGGGCGCCUUACCUGCCUCUAAGCCGGGGUUACCUGCAGCAAAGGACCCCAAGAAAGAGGGGGCUCCCGCUGCUCCUUCAGGGCCCCCCGGUAAGGAUGCGAAGCUGCCUGGGGCCCCUUCUGCACCCCCAAAACCAGGAGGGGCGGGGGCCCCCUUAAAGGCAGCUAAAGAUGCUGGGGGCCCUAAGAGCGAUGCAAAGACCCUAGGCAAGCCAGGGGAGGCCCCUAAGCCUCCUCUUGGGGCCCCUGCCAAGCCCGCCGCAGCAGCAGGAGCAGCAGGAGCAGCAGCCCCCAAACCAACAACCCCAGCCGGCAAGCCUGCCUUAGUUAAGCCCGCUCUUGCUAAGCCAGUGCUAGCUGCUAAGCCUGGGCUAGCGAAGCCUGGGCUAGCGAAGCCCGUUAUUCCUUCGAAGCCGUUACCUGUUCUCGCUAAAAGUGCUGCAGCAGCAAAACCUGCGCUGGCCCCAAAGACUCUUGUCCCUGCAAAGCCAGCCCUCUCUAAACCUGGGCUACCCCCAUCAAAGGGCGUUCCAAAGAAGGCACCCUAA
Molecule: messenger RNA, 2484 nt
Organism: Eimeria acervulina
Lineage: Eukaryota; Apicomplexa; Conoidasida; Eucoccidiorida; Eimeriidae
Exons: 12
Coding region: 1-2484 (827 amino acids)
Source: RefSeq, a predicted model, not a curated record